GAAAAGUGGGGCCGAAUCUGUCGAACGAGGCUGUGAAUAUUUCCGUCAUGAUUUUGAGGGUCGACUUUGUCAAGAGUGGCUAGUUGGGUUAUCGUUCGUGUAUAUCGACAAGACUUAUAUAAAGGCGAACAGGUCCUGGUUUUAUUUCCCUUGGGCUUUUAAGAAUAGAUUUGAAUUUCCGCGUCUGGUUUUCUUUUUUUAUUUUUUCUUGUGUCUGUCGCCUUGUUUAUUGUUGCGCGCUUGGGAAUAGCAGUCAUGCCACCAACCACAAUGACGGCAGCAUCGGCCUUUCUGAACCGUACGACAUCCCGUCCGGGUUUUCAGCCCAUUACUCGUGCCUGGAAGCGUUACCUGCAGCUACUCGAGGAGAAACCCCUCAUCACAAAAUCCCUCUCGGCAGGUGCCAUCGGCGUUGCAGGAGACAUUAUUGCACAACGCAUCGAUUCACCGUCCGAACACAAAAAAUGGGAUCCUAAAAGAACACUCCGGUUAGGUGUUUAUGGAAUGCUUAUCGGUGCGCCAUUGACGCAUGGAUGGUACAAAAUUUUGGAUCGGAGGAUCGGAGGGGGCAUGGAUAUGGCCACAAGUUUGAAAAAGGUGGCCAUGGAUCAGCUGUUGGCCGCGGCACCGUUCACCGCCUUGUUUUUUGUGUGCAACUCGUACAUGGAGGGAUGCACCAGACCACAGAUACAGGAGAGACUGCAAUCCAACUUGUGGCCAACACUCAAAGCCAACUGGGCAGUGUGGCCUGCUGCUCUUGCGAUUAACUUUAGAUUUGUGCCAUUAAAAUGUAGAGUUUUGGUCGUCAACAUUUUGGGAUUGGGUUGGGGAACGUAUCUUUCAAUGGUGCAACACCGUGAACACGCUCAUAAGAAAACUCACCUACCCGACCCAUAUCCACCAGACUCCUUACCUGUUCCGUUUUACCCUCCUGGAAAUGUGAAGGAGCAAUAGACGACAAGGGAAUCAUCUGUACAUAGAUUGUUUUUACUGAACAUUUCGGGACAUUUCUCCCUUACAUGAAACUUCAAUAUACCAAUAUAUCGUAUUGGAGUUUUUCAUUUCU
Spizellomyces punctatus DAOM BR117 is the source of this 1066-nucleotide messenger RNA. RefSeq lists its product as uncharacterized. Gene Ontology annotation, cellular component: membrane; cytoplasm. Lineage: Eukaryota; Fungi; Chytridiomycota; Chytridiomycetes; Spizellomycetales; Spizellomycetaceae. The record is from RefSeq and is a predicted model, not a curated record. The transcript is spliced from 2 exons. Bases 256 to 954 code for a protein of 232 amino acids.